GAGUUCUUAGUUUCUGUUUGUUCUACCCCUAUCUUCCCUGCAUCAAAUUGGUCAGAGCUAUGGCUGGUUGUGGCAGAGGAAACAAAGGCUUACAAGCAGAAUUAACUGAGAUGCGAUGUAUGAUUGAGGACAUGUCGCAAGCUGUGCAAGCUUUACAGCAACAGGAACACAUGGGAGCCCGUAUGGAGAUGCUGGAAGGUGACCAUAACCUUGCAGACACACUGGAAGGUAGUCUGGAGGAUGAGUCCGUGGAUGGAAGGGAUGAUAACCCUUUUCAUGAUGCUGGAACCACAAACCAAGUGGCGAGAGGUGGAUUGGAAGAGUGGUUGAUACAUGUCCUUGAUUUGUUUGAAGAGGAAGGUGGUGACAUGUUAGAACCAGUUUAUGAUGUUUAUAGUGAUGAAAUUGAAGAAGUGAACAUUCUUUCAAUUCUGGAAGAAUCUUUAAUGAUUCAAGGAAUUAUGGCAAUAACUAACGAAGAAAGACAAGAUUGGAGAAGUCAUUCUUUAAAGGAAGACAAUCAAUAAAAAAAAUAUCUAGCUGACAGCAGGAUAAUUGGUUACGCAUCUAAUGAGAAAUUUGAAGCUAAAAGUCAAGAGGCAAGAGUCAUAUAUGCUGUUCUAAAUAAGCUAUCAGGAGAAGAACAAAAAGGAGAAAAUUCUAUGCAACCUAAUGAAAAUCUGCAGCUAUUAGAAGAGAUCAAAGGGUCAGAAAAUAAGCAACUACCAGAAGGGAUGCUGUCAAUGUUGAACAUUCAACAUGCCUUUGAUUUUAUUCCAGCAGCAAGUUUAACUAAUCUGCCUACCUACAACUUUGAAUUAUACACAAAAAUGGCAGACUUCUCUCCUUGUUCUAAAAUUUCAGAUGCCACACAAGUUGUUGAUUCAUUUCUAGAAGAGGUGGUGAGACUACAUUGCAUUCCAACAUCCAUUGUUUGUUAUAGGGGUGUAAAGUUUAAGAGACAUUCUUGGAGUACUUCAUGGAAGAAAACUGCUCUGGAUAAAUAUGCUAAAUACAAGACCUUCGAUUUGAACCUAGCACAAUUUCCAACCUGGGGAGAAGGAUGUGGGAGCAUAGAGUUAUUUUUAAUGAUUAGUUUUAGGGCUGUUUGUUUUGCAUUAAGUUUGAGUUUUAUUUGGAGUCUUAAGUUUUAAUUUUAGGAAAGUCAUGUGGAU
Messenger RNA from Rubroshorea leprosula, 1175 nucleotides. Lineage: Eukaryota; Viridiplantae; Streptophyta; Magnoliopsida; Malvales; Dipterocarpaceae. The record is from the annotation of a GenBank genome assembly.